Molecule: messenger RNA, 5280 nt
Organism: Maylandia zebra (zebra mbuna)
Lineage: Eukaryota; Metazoa; Chordata; Actinopteri; Cichliformes; Cichlidae
Gene: acvr2aa
Product: activin A receptor type 2Aa
Biological process (GO): activin receptor signaling pathway; protein phosphorylation; cellular response to growth factor stimulus
Cellular component (GO): plasma membrane; activin receptor complex
Molecular function (GO): ATP binding; activin binding; activin receptor activity
Source: RefSeq, a predicted model, not a curated record
CCUGCCUGAUGAAGACUCUUCCUCCUCGUCCAGCUGUAAUCUUUAAAUUCCUCAUUAUCGGACAGAGUGGCAGCAGAUCGAGCUCUGAUUGGAUGAAGGCGACAUAAUGAGCAGCAGCUCCUGCGGCGUAAUGAGACUCUGCCUCACAAAGACUUCUUGUCUUCACCAGGAGGAGGUGAGAAACGGAGGCGCCGCCGGGGUCAGGAGGUCAUAGAUAAACGCUUCGUGUCCAGACACUCUACCGCCGCCAUCGAUUGGUCUCAGAGACAAAGUUCGACCUUCAAGUCAAGCCUACCCGGUGUUACUUGCCUGCAGCCUCUGGCCGUGAACUGAGAGAACUCUGAGGGGGAGAAGUGAUUAUUGAUUGAUGAUCAGUAAAAGCUUCAGACCAGUUUCAGCCUGCAGAGACGAUUGAGCUGCUGCUGCUUCUUCUGUGACUCAGAUUAAAGCCUCCCUGCAUCCUGACACCUUCUUUCUGAGAAAUAAACCAACAGACAGGAAGCAGAGCGACGGCGACACAAAGGCCGAGUCAGAGGCGCUCAUGCAGAAACAACAAGGCGCUAAAAGGCCGUUUGUGGCGUCUCCAUGUGGUCGAUCUUUGACUCGCCGCCAGCUGAGCAGAGAAACCGGCAUGAUGUCCGCCGGUUGCCAGCUCGCUCAGACACCGGGGCGCUUUUCUUCCUCCUGACUCAGAGCAGGUCUGCAGGACGAGGAGGAGGAGGAGGAGUGAAGGCUCCCUGCGGGAGCAGGAAACACUCGUCAAAGGAAGAAUGGGUGUGUUUGGAGAGCCCUCGGGUGCGUUUGGUUUUAGUGUUGGCUGCAGAGUUGGUCGGCCAGCGGGGAGGAGACGCUUCCACGGCUGAGCCGCUGUCACUUAGCAACACCACCUUUUAGCUGGCUGAAAGCUCAGGAAGUCCCCCAACAGCAGGACGGACACCAUGAGAGACGCUGCCACCCUCCAACGGGAAGAGGAAGAGAUUAACCCUUCAGUGACAGCAGGAAGCAAAGCGGUUAACAACACCCGAUCAGUGACUCCAUCAUGUAUGAUUAAUUAUUGUUUCAUCUCCACACACAGGAGGAGAAACAGGAAGUGAUGCCAGCUGUGGUUAUGGAUGUCUGAAGACUAUAAACAAUCUGCUAUCAAACCCUCCACUCACAGGAAGAUGGCUCUAUGGUGAAGCCACUGACCAAUCAAGGUCAACCUCUUGCUGCUGAGAUCCCUCCCACAGGUGUGCUGACCCAGGGUGAUAUCUAAAACCUGCAGAACACCAGCUCUCGAAGCCUGGAGUUGGACACCCCUGCAGUAUGCCUACUUUAGGUAGCUUUAGGUACCUGGGUGUCUACAUCACUGAGAACCUCACCUGGACACUGAACACCCCACAGCUGGUCAAGAAGGCUCAGCAGCGGCUGUAUUUCCUGAGGAGGCUGAGGAAAUUUGGUAUGUCGGCCAAGAUCCUCAGCUGGUUCUACAGCUGUAUUGUGGAGAGCAUCCUGACCAGCUGCAUCACUGCAUGGUACAGCAGCACUACUGCUAUGGACCGCAAACGCCUGCAGAGAGUGAUAACAACUGCAGAGAAGAUCAUCAGGACCCCGGUGCCCUCUCUGCAGAGCUUCUACCAUCGCACAGUCCAGAGGAGAGCUGCCUCCAUCCUCAAAGACCCCACACACCCCCAACACGGACUGUUCACACUUCUGCCCUCAAGACAAAGGUUUAGAAGUGUGAAAUCCAGAACAUCUCGACUCAACAACUCCUUCUUCCCCACUGCCAUCAGACUCUUGAACAGCUGACCUAUUUUAACAGUAAUAAUAUUUUUUGUACAUCAGGUCAUCUCACAUAUUGCUCUUUUGCACAUAAAUCUAUUUAAUACUUCAGAUGUUUUCUCCAUUUAUUUAUUCAUGCUAUUUGUAUUUUAGCUAUUUGUACAUAUUAACCAGUCUGCGUGUGGACAGCAGACAAAAAAAUUUCAUUGUACAGAGUAAUGCAUUUUCUUGCACACAUGACAACAAACGCUUUGAAUCCUUGAAUUAGAUGAAUUUGGUGUUAGAAGUGAAGAAGCUUCUUGGAUGAAAAGUGAAAUGUCUUCAAGAUGUUAAAGAAGACCAGACGUUUUUCUUUCCAAGCUCCUUAGACUACCAUGACCUGGAUUACUGAGGACCUACAUGAUGUUAGUUCAGUCGCUAACUGCUGUUUCCACCACCAAGUGACGAAACAAGUUUAAAGUAUAAAUCUCAAAGGCCAGAAAGUUUAUAAAGCAUUUUUAGAUUUUUUAGGUUUUAUUUGGAUUAUAGUACAAAAAAAAUUAAUAAAAAAUAGUUUUACUGAAUUUUGAUUGGUUUAUGGAGGUUUCUUUCCGCUUUUAUUUUUCUCCAUUUUUCUGACAGCCCACCAACCUCUUUUCAGUGGGCGGGGCUUUUCCCUCAUUCCAUGGGCUCUACACACAAACACGGCUAAUCAUUGGUGAAUAAAUGGGGCUCCGGAUUGUUCUAGGCAUCCUAUUGGUUUUUGCAGGUGCCCGUCAGAUGAUCGUGUACGCUGUGACAGGUGACUUUGGAAAACUGUGAAAAAAACAAGCUGAUCGCAGCGUAGCCGCCAUCUUCCUCCUGCUGUCGGCCUCAGAGUGUGGAGUGGAAGUAAUACGGAGACUAGGUGAGGGGGUGGCGGACAGGUCGGCUGUACGCUGUGAGCCAGUCCGGGAUCGUUCACACGGCGCUUCCUCCCGCUGAGCGAACAGACGGGACGCGGAUGCGGUUUGAGGUUUUCCUCCUCGGAGCUAAGCUAAAGGGUAGCCGGGCCAGCUAGCAUCCGUGUGACCGAGCAGUGAUAAUCAGAGGCGGGCUGAGGCUACACCUCCGCCCGGCUCUCUGCGGGGAGGUGAGUUUGAUCCAGGGUCACAGCACGGCUGAGGCUUCGCGGAGAAUGGUGCAGGGGUCCAAGGUGAACUGUGCUUCAUGGCCGGAGGUUCGCUGAUGGAGUUACUCCAGAUCAGUCCUCUGAUUGAUAACCUGUCAGUUCGUCGAUAAACCGAUUUCUGCAGCAUAAACCUUUACAGCACCGCUCCAACCCGGCGAGCAGCCUGUACUGGUCCUCAGGUCCGGAUCUCCUGACAGCGCACCAUGUCUCAGGGCCUGCCCAGCUCCUGGGACCCUCUUCCCGAGUGCUCUCACGGGGCGUCCCGGUGAACGGACCGCAACCGCUGCUUGGACUGGGACAUGGUUCCGGUGCCCGGAGUCCUGUUGUCAGUCAGAGGGAGCGUAAUCCCGGAUUAGGAUUGAAACUAGGAUUUAUCUGAGCAGCACCAUGGGAUCCGCCACCAGGCUGGCCUUCAGCGUCCUCCUAAUCACCUGCUCCUCAGGUGCAAUCCUGGGCCACACUCAGACUCAGACCUGUGUGCUGUACAGCUACAGCUCCUCCUCCUCCUCAGUGGAGGGCCGAGGGAACAUCAGCGGCGUGGAGAUCUGCUCCGGGCAGAAGGAUAAGCGGCAGCACUGCUUCGCCACCUGGAGGAACACCUCCGGUCAGGUGACCGUGGUCAAACAGGGCUGCUGGCUUGACGACCCUAGCUGCUAUGACAGGUGGGAGUGUGUCGAGAGGAAGGAGUCCCCUGACGUCUUUUUCUGCUGCUGUGAGGGAAGUCUGUGCAACCAGAAGUUCUUCUACCUGCCCAACAGCAACCACACGCCGCCGCUGCCCCCGACAAAUAUCCCACUCACACUGCGACCCCCGGUGGUCACCGCGCUGAUGUAUUCGCUGCUCCCCAUCAUGGCCGUUGCCAUCAUCGUCCUGCUGUCCUUUUGGAUGUACCGACACCACAAACUGGCCUACCCACCUGUGCUGGUGCCCACACAGGAGACCGGCCCCCUGCCCCCCCCCGUCCUGGGACAGAAGCCUCUGCAGUUGCUGGAGCUGAAAGCCAGGGGGCGCUUUGGCUGCGUGUGGAAGGCUCAGCUGCUCAGUGAACACGUCGCCGUCAAGAUCUUCCCUGCCCAGGAGCGUCAGUCUUGGCAGAACGAGUUUGAGAUCUUUAGCCUGAGCGGGAUGAGACACGAGAACCUGCUGCAGUUCCUCGGCGCUGAGAAGAGAGGCAGCGAGCUGGAAACGGAGCUGUGGCUUGUCACCGCCUACCAUCACAAGGGUUCCUUGACUGACCAUCUUAAAGCCAACGUUCUCUCCUGGUCUGAACUGUGUCGGAUCGCUCAGUCUAUGUCCCGAGGCCUGGCCUACCUGCACGAAGACAUACCUGCAUACAAACCCGCCAUCGCACACAGGGACUUCAAGAGUAAGAACAUCCUGCUUAAGUCCGACCUGACUGCCUGCAUCGCCGACUUUGGCCUCGCUCUCAGGUUUGAGGCGGGAAAGUCUCCAGGUGACGCUCAUGGACAGGUGGGGACCAGGAGGUACAUGGCCCCAGAGGUCCUGGAGGGCGCCAUCAACUUCCAGAGAGACUCCUUCCUGAGGAUCGACAUGUACGCUGUGGGGCUGGUGCUGUGGGAGCUCGCAUCACGCUGCAAAGCUGCUGACGGUCCAGUAGAUGAGUACCUGCUGCCCUUUGAGGAGGAGGCGGGUCAGCAUCCGUCUCUGGAGGACAUGCAGGAGGUGGUCGUCUACAAGAAGCUCAGGCCCACAAUCAGAGAGUGCUGGCAGAAGCACGCCGGUCUGGCUCUCCUCUGUGAGACGAUGGAGGAGUGCUGGGAUCAUGAGGCGGAGGCGCGGCUGUCAGCGGGCUGCGUGGAGGAGCGCGUCGUGCAGAUGCAGCAGUCGAGCGUCACGGCCCACGAGGAGAUUGUCACGGUCGUCACCAUGGUGACCAACGUGGACUACCCGCCCAAAGAGUCAAGCUUAUGAUCAAUCAGAGCAGGGCAGGGACGCCAAAAUAAAAGACUUCAUGUAGGAUGGAGAGUACAGAUGUCAGAAUAAAAGAACAAAGCCUGUGACUGUGCUACAGGUGUACAGGCUCGUGCAGGUAAGCACAGCUGAUUGGGUCAUCAGCAGGAAGUCUGAUCAGGAACAGAGACAAACUUUAUUCAUUUUUUCACCUCCUGGAGCUGACAAUCGCGUCCGCCAUGAACCUUUUCACCUCCGAUGACCUAGUCUCUCAGUCCUCGCCGCCAAGAGGUCGGUCUGACCUUCUGGUUCGUCUCGGGGUCAAACUCAGUUCUAGUAAAGCUGCUACAUGUGGUCUCACUGAGUCAGUCAGGUGAGGACAUCAGGAAACAAUCAUGUGAUCAGAUGUAUUGAUUAUCGGAGAAUAAAAACAUCAAUCGGUUUUACAGGAACACAAA